AUGGACUAUUACCCAAAGGGGGAGUGCAAAAGGACACCUGAGGGUAUGCUCAGGAACGGUCAUGGAGUCCACACCGGUGCCAACAGAACUACGUAUGUCGGCAGCUGGAAAAAUGACAAACUGAAUGGUACUGGAAGGCUAGAACAUCCUUCUGGGCCAGUUUAUGAAGGCAAGUUCAAAGACAGCAUGUUUCAUGGGGCUGGAACCUACACAUUUCCAAAUGGAGCAAAGUACAUUGGACCAUUCAAUGAAAACAAGUAUAUGGAAGGUGAAGGCGACUUUAUAGAUGAAAAUGGGUGGAGUGGCACAUUUCAUGGCUCGGCAGCAGUGGGACUAAAGCAGAAGUUGAAAAUGUAG
Messenger RNA from Aptenodytes forsteri (emperor penguin), 357 nucleotides. RefSeq names its product MORN repeat containing 2 (gene MORN2). The record is from RefSeq and is a predicted model, not a curated record. NCBI's taxonomy places the organism in Eukaryota, Metazoa, Chordata, Aves, Sphenisciformes, Spheniscidae.